This is a messenger RNA of Pteronotus mesoamericanus, 1407 nucleotides long. Its product is annotated as casein kinase II subunit alpha-like. Gene Ontology annotation, cellular component: protein kinase CK2 complex; nucleus; cytosol. Gene Ontology annotation, molecular function: ATP binding; protein serine/threonine kinase activity. NCBI's taxonomy places the organism in Eukaryota, Metazoa, Chordata, Mammalia, Chiroptera, Mormoopidae. The transcript is spliced from 2 exons. Gene Ontology annotation, biological process: peptidyl-threonine phosphorylation; regulation of cell cycle; peptidyl-serine phosphorylation. The record is from RefSeq and is a predicted model, not a curated record.
AUGCGUGAGAACGCAGGGCAGGUUGGCUGGGCUCCUACACUGGGCACACGCGGUGCAGAUGGUCCUAUUGAGGCUGAAAUGCCUGCGGGAGAGAUGUUCAAUAGGUUAAUUGUCCACGUUUUCCUGAUGAGUCAGCCCGUAAUUGCUGACACCCUCUUACACCCCUCGCUCCCCGUGGCCUCUGGACACGGUGACCGCCAGAUCGCCAAACCUCACGUUCAGCUGUGUUCGCCAAGCUGUCUGACGUGUGGGGACCCGUGCCCGGCAGGGCCAGAGUUCUGUCACGCGGCCGGUAACCCGCCCAGACCCCGGGAGUACUGGGUGGAAUGGGGAAAUCAAGAUGGCUACCGGCCGGUUCGGAAAUGAGGCCGGGGUCAAUAUAGUGAAGUAUUUGAAGCCAUCAACAUCACAAAUAAUGAAAAAGGUGUUGUUAAAAUUCUCAAGCCAGUAAAGAAGAAGAAAAUCAAGCGCGAAGUAAAGAUUUUGGAGAAUUUGCGAGGCGGUCCCAACAUCAUCACACUGGCAGACGUUGUAAAAGACCCUGUGUCGCGAACCUCCGCCUUGGUUUUUGAACCCGUAAACAACACAGACUUCAAGCAAUUAUACCAGACGUUAACAGACUAUGAUACUCGAUUUUACAUGUAUGAGAUUCUGAAGGCCCUGGAUUAUUGUCAUAGCAUGGGAAUUAUGCACAGAGCUGUGAAGCCCCAUAAUGUCAUGAUUGAUCAUGAGCACAGAAAGCUACAGCUAAUAGACUGGGGUUUAGCUGAGUUUUACCGUCCUGACCAAGACUGUAAUGUCCGGGUUGCUUCUCGCUACUUCAAAGGUCCUGAGCUACUUGUAGACUCUCAGAUGUACGAUUACAGUUUGGAUAUGUGGAGCUUGGGUUGUAUGCUGGCAAGUAUGAUGUUCCGGAAGGAGCCAUUUUUCCAUGGACAGGACAAUUACGAUCAGUUGGUGAGGAUAGCCAAGGUACUGGGGAGAGAAGAUUUAUAUGACUAUAUUAACAAAUACAACGUUGAAUUAGAUCCACGUUUCAAUGAUAUCUUGGGCAGACACUCCCAUAAGCGAUGGGAACACUUUGUCCACAGUGAAAACCAGCACCUUGUCAGCCCUGAGGCCUUGGAUUUCCUGGACAAGCUGCUGCGACACCAUCACCAGUCAUGGCUCACUGCAAGGGAAGCCACGGAGCACCCCUAUUUCCAUACUGUUGUUAAGGACCAGGCUCGAACGGGCUCAUCUAGCAUGCCAGGAGGCCGUACGCCUGUCAGCAGCGCCAGUACGAUGUCAGGGAUUUCUUCAGUGCCAACCCCUUCGCCCCUCGGACCUCUGGCGGGCUCACCAGUGAUUGCUGCUGCCAGCCCCCUCGGGAUGCCUGUCCCAGCUGCCGCUGGCGCCCAGCAGUAA